Messenger RNA from Stylophora pistillata, 1903 nucleotides. RefSeq names its product WW domain-binding protein 2. Gene Ontology annotation, molecular function: chromatin DNA binding; transcription coactivator activity. NCBI's taxonomy places the organism in Eukaryota, Metazoa, Cnidaria, Anthozoa, Scleractinia, Pocilloporidae. The record is from RefSeq and is a predicted model, not a curated record. Gene Ontology annotation, biological process: positive regulation of DNA-templated transcription. Gene Ontology annotation, cellular component: nucleus.
AGGGAAAGCUAAGGCGAAUCGUGACGAAGUAUUUCAGCGAUAGCGAGAAACAUGUCUAUGAACAAAGUCAUUUGCUCCAAUGGGCGGCUUACUCUUCAUGGGGACUAUGUGAUAUAUCACCACGAUGGCGUCGAAUUUGCUCUGGAAGGCGACGAAAUCCCUGGAUUUUUGAAAGGGUCAAAGAAAGGCAAUAUCUUUAUUACCACUCAGAAAAUCAUCUUUGCCCCUACAACUGGAUGCAACUAUGGAUCAUUUUCAGUGAAUUUCCAUAGCAUUCGAAAUGUUGAGGUCAAACAACCCAUGUUUGGUGCAAAUUAUGUCAAGGGGGAUGUAAUUUCUGAGGCAGAUGGAGGUUGGCAAGGUAGAGGAACCUUCAAAGUAACCUUCAAUAGUGGUGGAGCUAUAGAAUUUGCAGAACACUUCAGACAUGCUGUUACUAACGCCCGUAGGCCUGGAUCUCACCCUCCACCACAAGCACCUGGACAGCCAGUGAUAAUGAAUGGAGGCAGUAUGUACAACAAUAUGUACCCAGCUCAAGCUGGCUAUUAUGGAGCCCCUGGACAAGCAUUUUACCUGCCUCCGCAAUAUGCAGGAUAUGCAACCUAUCCACCUCCAGUUGGUGUAAUGGGUCAACCUCCACCAUAUCAACCCCAGGAAAAUCCCCCUCCUUACCCAGGACAAGCUCCACCCUCUGCACCCCCUCCUACUGAUGGCCAUUUUAAUUAUUCCUAUGGAGAUGCAAAAGCAAGAGAAGUUUAUAGCACUGGACAAAAUGUAUAUGUACCAGCCCCUCAGGCUCCACCUCCCUAUGCACCACCCCCUUACAAUGACAAGAAGAAUGAUUGACUGAAAAUAAUGGAAUCAUGGAACAGAAUAUUUGUUAAAAUCUCAUAAAUUAAGUAAAGUUUCAUGGCUAAUUCCCAGACACUUGCGGGGACCAUAGUGCUACAUAGUAUGGUGAACGUCCUUGCAAUUGAUAAGUGAAUUUGUAUUUACUUCAUGAUAUUGUAAAAUUGAACGAGGUAGUCAGAUUGUUUAUUAAUAAGGUAUACCGUCUGGUGUUGAUUUUGUGAUGUUUAUAAGUUCAAUAGUCCAAAGCACAAUAAUCCCGGAAAAUUUCUCCUUAUUAUAGAAAAUUUACAGUGCUCAAAAUUAGGAAAAAAUCCAGGUUGCCCUUGGGGCAAAUGCCAGACAACCAAGCCCCUGACUUUGGUUGCACUGAUGUGAACUUGGUUACCCUUAACAUUUUCAAAGCAGCAAUCCGACAUUGCCCACAAAUGCACUCAGGCAUGAUGUCAAGCCCUUCGGCUACUUGUCAGCAGUUAGUCGCAGGAGAUAAAUCCCAGUUAGGUCAUGUGUAGUUUCAAAAGAAUCAAUACUCUACAGUAGUAUUGAUAAUUUUCUAUCCAACCUCGGUAUCGCUGGUAUUGAAUAUUUGGUAUUGGUAUCAGCCCAUCUUUACUUAUUGAAUUGAGUGAACGGCGUUAAUUAAUUAUCACAACCUUCCUGUGUGGAUCCACCUGUCAUUAUCAGAAGAUAAACCUCACAUUUUAGGCUAUUUUUGUGUCUCAAGUUCAUAGCUUCUGUUCUUUAUUCUGUUAGGCAUCACAGUAAUGUAAGUACUUCGAUUUUUCCUGGGUUGUCCAGUGAAUUCUUCUUGGGCAACCUGCCCUUUAUUUUUCCUAAAAUCUGGUUACCCAAACAAAGUUUUAGUUGUCUCAAGCAAUUGGGCAACUGCUGAUUUAGAGCACUAAAUUUAAAUAAAAAGUGACAACAUUAAAUUGUAAAAAGACUGAUUCAGAGGAGUGCUUUUCAAGCGAUUGUCAUCAAACUUAGACCAAAGUGCAUAGUCACAUCAGCCAAUCAGAAUAAAAGUAAUAAAAUGUUAUCUACUUCAAGCAUA